Messenger RNA from Cloeon dipterum, 892 nucleotides. Its product is annotated as T-cell acute lymphocytic leukemia protein 1-like. Gene Ontology annotation, molecular function: DNA-binding transcription factor activity, RNA polymerase II-specific; RNA polymerase II transcription regulatory region sequence-specific DNA binding; protein dimerization activity. The record is from RefSeq and is a predicted model, not a curated record. The transcript has 5 exons. Gene Ontology annotation, biological process: regulation of transcription by RNA polymerase II; developmental process. Lineage: Eukaryota; Metazoa; Arthropoda; Insecta; Ephemeroptera; Baetidae. The coding region runs from base 16 to 675 and encodes 219 amino acids.
CGGGUGGACUCACAGAUGAAACGCACCGUUCUUCUUGACAACACCCUCUCUAGUUGCAACCAGCAGCAUUGGAAGAAAAAUUUUAUUUUCUCAAAAGCUCAGAUCUCAAGACACAAGAUGCUCCACAACGAAUUCUCUGAAAACGAAAAGUUUUCUAUCAAGUUGCCAGGUCACGCGCGCAAAAUAAGGACGAAAGUGGCGAAAAGCAAAAUUCUGCGCCAAUCGAUCCGGCAGUACUUCGAUGAUGGAUCUGAGGCCGACAAACUUCUAACUGAUGCAAACGUCAGGGAGCGAUUGAGGACACACAGCGUGAACAGUGCCUUGAGCACUCUACGCACUUUGAUUCCAACGGAACCAGCAAACCGCAAACUCAGCAAAAUUGAAAUUCUGCGCCUCGCGUGCAGCUACAUAAAACACCUUGGUACAACUCUUGAAUAUGGAGAUGAACAUCCGUGCCUUUUGAGGGGCAUGCAGGACAACAACACUCAAGAUACGCAUCAAGAACGAUCCGUUUGCACAUUCUGCUUGGCGAAUCACAAGAGAGCUAGUCGAACUCCGCACCAGUGCUGCUCGCCCGACAGUUUCACCUCGACGUCAGAGCAGCAGCAAGCUGACAGUGAGCAGUUGGAAGAGGUUGCUUGCUGGAGCCAUCAGGCAAGCGAAUUUUCAUCUUGAACAUGCUCCAUAUAUCAUAUUUAAAUAUGUUUUGCUUAUUCCGUCUACUGAGCAAAUGUACAAAAAUCCUGCGUUGGAGCAAUAGCAAUAAAUAAAAUAUUUUGCAAUUUUUAAAAUUCAUGCUUUAUGAUUUAAUAUAUUUUUUCUAAAACUACAUAUUAACGCUAUGAUUUGCGUUAUUUAAAAGAGAAUAAUCAAAAUUCACAAUCUUCUGGUA